Messenger RNA from Melitaea cinxia (Glanville fritillary), 1762 nucleotides. Its product is annotated as glycine-rich cell wall structural protein-like. NCBI's taxonomy places the organism in Eukaryota, Metazoa, Arthropoda, Insecta, Lepidoptera, Nymphalidae. The transcript has 4 exons. The coding region runs from base 1 to 1746 and encodes 581 amino acids. The record is from RefSeq and is a predicted model, not a curated record.
AUGAAGAUCGUAUAUGUACUUGUUGCUAUUCUUCUAGUAGCAGCUGUAGCAGCGGAAGAUAUUAAAUGCUACGUAUGUGAUGACUGUGAAAGCGGUUAUGAAAACACUGAAACACAAUGUGUAGCUUCGAAUCCAGAUGGAGGAGGAGGAGGAGGUGGUGACGGCGGCACCUCAGGAGGAGGAGGUGAUGACGGCGGCACCUCAGGAGGAGGUGGUGAUGGUGGUACCUCAGGAGGAGGUGGUGACGGCGGCACCUCAGGAGGAGGAGGUGGUGACGGCGGCACCUCAGGAGGAGGUGGUGAUGGUGGUACCUCAGGAGGAGGUGGCGAUGGCGGCACCUCAGGAGGAGGUGGUGAUGGUGGUAUCUCAGGAGGAGGUGGUGACGGCGGCACCUCAGCAGGAGGAGGUGGUGACGGCGGCACCUCAGGAGGAGGUGGUGAUGGUGGUACCUCAGGAGGAGGUGGUGAUGGCGGCUCAUCAGGAGGAAGUGGUGAUAACGGCUCAUCAGGAGGUGGUGGUGACGGUGGUGCCUCAGGAGGAGGUGGUGAUGGUAGCUCAUCAGGAGGAGAUGGUGACGGCGGCACCUCAGGAGGAGGGGGUGGUGACGGCGGCACUUCAGGAGGAGGUGGUAAUGGUGGUAUCUCAGGAGGAGGUGGUGAUGGCGGUUCAUCAGGAGGAAGUGGCGAUAACGGCUCAUCAGGAGGUGGUGGUGAUGGCGGCACCUCAGGAGGAGGUGGUGACAGUGGUGCCUUAGGAGGAGGUGGUGAUGCCGGCUCAUCAGGAGGUGGUGGUGACGGCGGCACCUCAGGAGGAGGUGGUGAUGGUGGUAACUCAGGAGGAGGUGGUGAUGGUGGUACCUCAGGAGGAGGUGGUGAUGGCGGCUCAUCAGGAGGAAAUGGCGAUAACAGCUCAUCAGGAGGUGGUGGUGAUGGCGGCUCAUCAGGAGGAAGUGGCGAUAACGGCUCAUCAGGUGUUAGUGGUGAUGACGGCUCAUCAGGAGGAAGUGGCGAUAACGGCUCAUCAGGAGGUGGUGGUGAUGGCGGCUCAUCAGGAGGAAGUGGCGAUAACGGCUCAUCAGGGGAUGGUGAUGGAGGCUCACCAGGAGGAGGUGGUGACAGUGGUGCCUCAGGAGGAGAUGGUGAUAGUGGUGCCUCAGGAGGAGGCGGUGAUGGUGGUUCAUCCGGAGAUGGUGAUGGGGUCUCAUCAGGAGGAAGUGGUAAUAGCGGCUCAUCAGGAGGGAGUGGUGCUUCAGGAGGAGUUGGUAACGGCACCUCUGAAGGAGUCGGAGAUAGUGGCACGUCUGGAAGCGAAAACAGUGUCAGUUCAGGGGAAGACGCAGCUAACAGCAACUCGGAAGUGAAUGGAGAAAGUGACAGAGGCAAAAAUGACGACUCGGCAACAAACAGAAACAGCGAUAAUACGAUCACGAGUAACGAACUCAAUCAAUUUAUCACAUCACCGGCAAGGAAAAGAUUUUUACGGGAAAUAAAAACAAGUCAAGGGACGCGAUGUGUAGUGACUUCGUAUGAAGAAAAUGGAAUAUCAAAAAUAAAGAGAGGAUGUUCCUAUGAGUCUGUUGACGAUGAAAACAGAUGCAGAACAUUAAUCGGAGGAAACUACACUGGGACUCUCGGUCGUUGCUAUGUUUGCGAAGGAAACCUUUGCAACGCUGGAGCAAGAAAUGCUUUUACGUUUAUCCCGCUAUUUAUAAGUAUUUUUGUUAAUCUUUACUUUAGAUAUUACUAAAGUUUAUUUCAAAUAA